Molecule: messenger RNA, 723 nt
Organism: Saccharomyces mikatae IFO 1815
Lineage: Eukaryota; Fungi; Ascomycota; Saccharomycetes; Saccharomycetales; Saccharomycetaceae
Gene: SNF7
Product: ESCRT-III subunit protein SNF7
Exons: 1
Coding region: 1-723 (240 amino acids)
Biological process (GO): late endosome to vacuole transport via multivesicular body sorting pathway; vesicle budding from membrane
Cellular component (GO): ESCRT III complex; cytoplasmic side of plasma membrane; multivesicular body
Source: RefSeq, a predicted model, not a curated record
AUGUUAUCGUAUUUUUUUGGUGGGGCAUCAAAUAAUGCCAAGAACAAAGAACAGCCAAAGAAGGCUAUAGUGGAGUUGAGGGAGCAAAUCAACCUUCUAUCCAAAAAGCAAUCGCACUUGCGUACUCAAAUUACAAACCAAGAAAAUGAAGCUAGAAUCUUUUUGACGAAGGGCAACAAAGUAAUGGCCAAGAACUCACUUAAGAAGAAGAAGUUACACGAACAAUAUUUAAGUAAGCUAGAAGGCACAAUGGACUCUCUGGAACAGCAGCUUUUCUCCAUAGAAAGCGCAAACUUAAAUCUAGAAACAAUGAGGGCCAUGCAGCAGGGUGCUAAGGCAAUGAAAACAAUUCAUGGUGGUCUUGACAUAGACAAAGUGGAUGAAACUAUGGACGAGAUAAGGGAACAACUAGAGUUAGGAGACGAAAUAAGCGAUGCUAUAUCUAGACCGUUAAAUACUGGCGCAAACGAGGUGGAUGAAGAUGAACUGGAUGAGGAAUUGGACAUGCUGGCUCAAGAAAACGCUAAUCAAGAAACUUCUAAGAUAGUUAAUAAUAAUGUUGAAGCGGCACCCAUUUCAGAGAAUAAGGUCUCGUUACCCAAUGUUCCAAGUAAUAAGAUUAAACAGAGCGAGGCUUCCAUGAAAGACAAAGAAGAUGAAGAGGAAGAAGAAGAUGAGGACGAAAAGGCAUUAAGGGAACUACAAGCGGAAAUGGGGCUUUGA